This is a messenger RNA of Chenopodium quinoa (quinoa), 2581 nucleotides long. RefSeq lists its product as uncharacterized. Gene Ontology annotation, molecular function: acetylglucosaminyltransferase activity. The transcript is spliced from 4 exons. Lineage: Eukaryota; Viridiplantae; Streptophyta; Magnoliopsida; Caryophyllales; Amaranthaceae. The coding region runs from base 443 to 1951 and encodes 502 amino acids. The record is from RefSeq and is a predicted model, not a curated record.
AAGUUAAAAUCCUAGAAACACAUUAUCCUUUUGAAGCUUAUAAAUUAAUAAUCCAACAAGAUUUGAUUUUCUAUUAUAUCUCAUUGAUCUCAAAUAGUCCUAUUGUAUUAUUAUGGAAGCCAUAUAUAUUGCAUAGUUCUCUCAAAUGUCCCCACUAUACUAAUUUCAUUGAUCACCUCACAAAAAUAUUUCAAAAAUAGUUGACUUUUUGUGACCAAAGUUUGACCGACAUCAAAGAUUUCUUGUUUUGUUUGAGUUGUUUCCACCUUUUUUGAAAAAAAAACAAAAAAAAAAUCAAAACAAACCACACAAACAAAACACAACUCACUUUCCUAAACCUUCAAAAACAAAAAACCGUAACAUUCUCUUCCUCUUUUACCCUUCUUCUUGUUCCUUUUAUCUCUGCAACUCCAAAAUUCAAAUUCCCAGAAAUUCAAUCAAAAUGAACCAAAACAAUAACACCAUGAAAAACUCUUCAAACCCAGAAAAUAAACCCCAUGAAAAUCACCUCUUUCGCUUAAUAAAAUCCACUUUACUUCUCUCUCUCCUCUUAUUUAUUUCCAUGUUUGCCCUCACCGCCUUACUCACCUCUCUCCCUCCUUCCCAAACUCGCAUAUUCUCCUCUCUCUCCGCUGUCAUCCCUUCUUCUUCUUCCUUUUAUUCAUCACAUUAUUCCUGUAAUUUAUCUAGCCCGGACCCUGGCCCGACCCGGCUGACCCAUAUAAUGUUCGGGCUUGGUGGGUCUUCCAAGACAUGGGAGGCCCGAAGAGAGUACUCCCAGCUAUGGUGGGACCCCAACACUACUCGUGGGUUCGUCUGGUUGGAUGAUCAUCCUCCUAUGAUCACCCCGGGAAGCUUUCCUCCGUACCGGGUUUCGAGUCGGGCCGAAUUCCAGUUCGGCCCGACUAGAAAUGACCAUUCGAACUCCGAUCGAAUGGCCCGGAUACUGAAGGAAAGCUUCGAUGUCGGACUUCCCGGGGUGAGGUGGUUCGUGAUGGGGGACGACGACACGGUGUUCUUCACGGAUAACCUGGUGAAGGUGCUGUCCAAGUAUGAUCACCGCGAAAUGUACUAUAUCGGGGGAUCGAGCGAGAGUGUCGAGCAAAAUGUGAUGCAUGGGUAUGGAACUGCGUUUGGUGGGGGUGGUUUUGCGGUGAGCUAUGGUUUAGCUUGUGAAUUGGUGAGGAUUUUAGAUGGGUGUAUUAAGAGAUAUCAUAAUUUUUAUGGGUCUGAUGAGAAAGUUUCUGCUUGUGUUGCUGAACUUGGUGUUCCUCUAACUAAAGAACCUGGCUUUCAUCAGCUUGACAUUAGAGGAGACGUCUAUGGUCUUUUAGCUGCUCAUCCUGUGGCUCCAUUGGUGUCACUACACCAUCUUCUUGGUGCAAAACCCUUGUUUCCUGGUGAAAAUCAGUUGGACUCUCUAAGAAAGCUGUUGCAUGCGUACCAUGCUGAUCCUGGUCUUACCAUUCAGCAGAGUUUCUGCUAUGAUCACAGCCGUAAAUGGUCAGUAUCUGUAUCGUGGGGCUAUACCGUGCAGUUAUAUCCUUCCCUUAUUUCAUCCAAGGUCCUUAGUAUACCUCUGCAGACAUUUCGUACCUGGCGCAGUUCCAGCGAUGGACCUUUUGUGUUCAAUACCCGUCCCAUGAAGGAUGAUCCUUGUGAGAGGCCUAUCAUUUAUUUCCUAGACCAAGUUAAGGAAGUUGGUGAAGGUGAAACUGUAAGUACUUAUAAGAGGGCUACUGCCGCUGAUGGAAAAGAAUGUGAGCAACCAGCUUACAAGAAUGCACUGUCAGUGGAUAAUAUAACAAUUUCUGCUUCAAAGACGGGCCCUGAGAAGUGGAUGAAGGCACCACGAAGGGAGUGCUGCCAGAUUAGAAACAGCCCGACUGUGUACAGUAACAUGCGAAUAAUGAUUAGAAGCUGUAAGCCAAGGGAAACCAUCACUAUGUGAAGGACCUGAAGGCUGAAUGGUUUUUUCCACUUAGUCAAAGAUAUGAUUAUAUGAAAUGCAAUCAUGCCAUGCGAAUGGAGAUACUAAAUUCGAAUCUGGAUGACUGCCUUCCUGCAUUAAUAAGCAGUGAAGGGCUUGCCAUAUGCUCUCUCCAUCAGAACACUAUGUUUUUAUUCUGUGCUCAUUGGAGUUUUGAAUCUGUCAAUGAUAAAUGGAUUGUCUGCACCUUAACUCGAAAGAAAACUGAAACUGAUGUAGAGAAUGCAUUAGUGGGAGCAGGAUACUAUGAUAUUCUGAUAAUGUCAAUAUAUAUGGGUCAGAUUAUGGCAGGAAAAGCUGAUGCAUUGAUUCCAAAAGAAACUAACUAGCCCUUGCAUUACGAAAUACUUCAUGUUUCUACAUCAGUGCAAUUUUUAGUCAGUGUUGUUGAACACCGAUGUCAUGUCCUGGCGUCCUGCUAUUCAGGAUUCAGAUCACAGCCCCUCUUAGAUCAAAUUUUUAAACAUUUUCAUGCUAGAAAGCAAAUGGAUUUCUGGCCCGAUAACUAGAUGAUUGUGGAUACAACUGAAAUCUCAUGGGAUAGUAGAAAAGAACAAAUUAAAAUGGUGGAUCUAAUGGUAAUCCUUUGAA